Molecule: messenger RNA, 773 nt
Organism: Panonychus citri (citrus red mite)
Lineage: Eukaryota; Metazoa; Arthropoda; Arachnida; Trombidiformes; Tetranychidae
Exons: 2
Coding region: 286-630 (114 amino acids)
Source: RefSeq, a predicted model, not a curated record
UCUGCUUGAAAUUAACUUGGACUAACAAUUAACGCCUUAUGAUUAACCAUAGUCUCUUUUCUGAUCGAUAAAUUGGAAGGACAAUUAAAAUUGAAGAGAAUUGAUUCCCUGUUAACUGUUAUGAGUUUUCAUUUGAUUACAAAUCUGUUGGAAUUGUAAUUAAAUUGUAAUUUGAUAUUCUUAGUCAAUAAGGUUAAUUGUAAACUUUAAAUUGUCUCGUUAAAACUGUCAUUUAGUUAAUAUAAUUUCUGGAGUUUGGUUAAUGUUUCUUUCUUAUUAAUUGUAAUGAAAAUGUUUCUUUCCGUUGUUUACCUUAUCAUCGUUAUCGUUGUUAAUCAUUCAGAAACCAAAGCGAUUGAACCAGAAGACAAACCUUCAACUCCAAAUGAUUCAGAUAAUAGUGAUUAUCAAAUUGUCCAACAAAUUAAGACUCUGCCUGGUAAACAAUCAGCUAAUGAUGUGAAGAAACGUAUUGCUGAAAUGUUCAAAGAGUGUAUCAAUAGCUAUAAGGAGAAAUUAACUAAUUUAGUUAAUUACAUCGAAGCUAAUUCUACUGGUGGAGAAAAUAAUUUCGUUGUUAGAUUGAUUAGAGAGAAAAUUAAAUUUCUCGAUUUUAUUGUCAAGUUGUAAUAAAAAAAUUUCUCUCAAUCAGUUAAUCUGAUUGUCAAUUUCCAAUUGAAAACAAUUAAACAUUUUGGAUUAAAAAUCAAUCCUUGUUCAAUCAAACGACAGUGAACAAAUUUGGUUAUUUGAUUCCAAUUCUUAACAAUUAA